AUUUUCUAGUGAGCAUAUUGAAUUCAGUAAUAUUGCAAAGAAAUUUAAAAGAAAAGCAGGUAUUUCAUAUGCAGUAGGAGCAAUUGAUGGAAGUCAUAUACCAAUUAAAGCACCUAAAGAAUUUCCUAUGGAUUAUUAUAAUAGAAAGGGAUUUUAUUCAAUUGUUUUACAAGCAGUUAUUGAUUCAUCUGAAAACUUUAUUGAUAUAUUUGUUGGAUAUCCUGGUUCAACUUAUGAUAGUAUAAUAUUUCAUAAUUCUUUAUUAUAUCAUAUGUUUAAUUCUUCUUCUUCAAUUAUUCCUACAAAUGCAUAUAUUCUUGGUGAUGCUAGUUAUUCUUACCAAAAUUGGUUACUUAUACCAUAUCGUAUAGAACAAGCAUUUGAAAAAUUAAAAUCAAGAUUUAGAUAUUUAAUUAAUCCUUUAACAACAUUAUUAGAAACUUCCAUUCUUAUUAUAAUAGCAACUUGUAUUUUAUAUAAUAUUUGUGAAGAAAGGCAAGAGGAUAUGUUAAAUGAUAAUGAAUACUUUGAUGAUCAAAAUCAUUUUCAAACUUUAUUAGGUAAUGAUAAUAUAACUAAUUCAACUAAUUCUAUUAGAGAUAAUUUAGCAAAUUAUUUAUGA
Messenger RNA from Funneliformis geosporum, 622 nucleotides. Lineage: Eukaryota; Fungi; Glomeromycota; Glomeromycetes; Glomerales; Glomeraceae. The record is from the annotation of a GenBank genome assembly.